ACCCGUCACCGUCUAGACUCUAGAGUUAAUCACUUCGUUUUGGGAGCACUCCAAGAGUUAAUCGCAGCCAAAUAAAAGGCCACUUCACCGCUACGGCAGCUCUCUUCAGUUCCCAGUCGGUCUCGCCGCAACUGCAGCUGCAAGGAAAGCUUUGCCACCUUGGGUCCUUGCCUCGGGCCAUUACUGCCUCUCUCUCUCCACUCCACCUUCCAGUUUCAAUUCGCCCACACUCCUCCGCACUCCAGUCCCCACUCCAGAGCUCGCGCCCCCCUCUCUCUCCUCCCUCGCCUUCCGCCAUGGCUUCCCUCUCCUCGUAGCACGCGCCAGCGGUAGUGAUCCAGAUCCGCUCGCUCGGCGCCGGCUGGCGAGGCCAUGGGGGGCUGCCACGCGAAGCCGCUCACGCACGACGCCAACGACGGCUCCCCGCCGCGCGCCGCGCCGGCCACGCCGCCGCCGCAGGCGUCCGCGCCCGCGACGCCCGCGACGAAGAAGCACUGGACGUCGUCGCCCUUCUUCCCUUUCUCCACGCCGAGCCCGAGCCCGGCGCACCACCUCUUCUCCUCCUCCUCCGCGGCGUCCCCCAGGACCACCAAGCAGUCCCCCGCGGGCUCCACGACGCCCAACACCCCGGCCAGGCGGCUCCUGCGGCUGCCCUUCCCGCCGCCGUCCCCCGCCAAGCACAUCCGCCAGGCGCUCGCGCGGAGGCACGGCCCGACGCGGCCGGCGAUCCCCGAGGAAGGAGGCGAUGGGGAUGGCGGCGGGAGAGGGCUCGACAAGGGGUUCGGCUUCAACAAGGCGUUCGCGGCUAAGUACGAGAUGGGGGAUGAGGUCGGGAGGGGCCACUUCGGCUACACGUGCGCCGCGAGGAUCAAGAAGGGGGCGCGCAAGGGGGAGGCCGUCGCCGUCAAGGUCAUCCCCAAGGCCAAGAUGACCACAUCCAUUGCUAUAGAGGAUGUCCGAAGGGAGGUGAAAAUUUUGAAGGCUUUGGCUGGACACAAGAACUUGGUCCAAUUUUAUGAUGCCUAUGAGGACAACGAAAAUGUCUACAUAGUAAUGGAGUUGUGCGAGGGAGGGGAGCUUCUGGAUAGAAUACUUUCCAGAGGUGGGAAGUACUCUGAGGAUGAUGCAAAAGCAGUCCUGGUGCAAAUAUUAAAUGUUGUUGCUUUUUGCCACAUUCAAGGAGUGGUUCAUAGGGAUCUCAAACCAGAGAAUUUUCUUUUUUCUUCGAAAGAUGAGAACUCUCAACUUAAGACUAUUGACUUUGGCUUAUCAGAUUUUGUAAAACCAGAUGAGAGGCUAAAUGAUAUUGUUGGAAGCGCUUAUUAUGUUGCUCCUGAAGUUCUGCACCGAUGCUAUAGCACAGAAGCUGAUGUCUGGAGUAUAGGUGUAAUUGCAUAUAUCCUCCUUUGUGGGAGCCGUCCUUUUUGGGCACGCACUGAAUCUGGCAUAUUCCGUUCUGUCCUCAAAGCCGACCCCAGUUAUAACGAGGCACCUUGGCCUUCCCUGACACCAGAAGCAAUGGAUUUUGUUAAGCGUCUGCUGUGCAAGGAUCCACGUAGAAGGAUGACUGCAGCUCAAGCUUUAGGUCAUCCAUGGAUCAGAAAUUACAAUGACAUUAAGAUGCCAUUGGAUAUCCUUAUAUUCCGUCUUAUCAAAGCUUAUAUUCGUUCGUCAUCAUUACGUAAAGCUGCUCUGAGGGCUUUAUCAAAGACUUUGACUGUGGAUGAGCUUUUUUAUAUGAAGGGGCAGUUUUCUUUAUUGGAACCUGACAGAAAUGGAUGCAUAACCCUAGAUAAUAUCAGAAUGGCCUUGACAAGAGAAGCCACUGAUGCGAUGAAAGAAACAAGAGUUCAGGAGAUUCUUGUCUCGUUGAGCGCUCUUCAGUACAGAAGAAUGGACUUUCAUGAGUUCUGUGCAGCUGCAGUCAGUGUUCACCAGCUUGAAGCAUUAGAUAGAUGGGAGCAACAUGCCCGAUCUGCCUAUGAACUUUUUGAGAGGGAUGGAAAUCGAGCUAUUGUAAUCGAUGAACUGGCUUCUGAACUGGGUCUCAGCCCUUCUGUACCGCUGCACGUUGUUCUGCAGGACUGGAUCCGUCACACUGAUGGGAAACUGAGUUUUCUUGGGUUCGUCAAGUUGCUGCAUGGCAUGUCCAGUAGGUCCCUGUCAAAGAUCAGAUAACUGUUGAUAAUUUCUAACGACAGCACAGAUUUAUACUGCCCCAGCCCCAGCAGCUACCAGCUCGGUUCACAGUCAACAGACAACAUAUGGCCAAGGAAUUGUCCGUCAACUGGAGAACUGGAGCCUGCAUACCGAGGUCAACUGCCUGUGCUAGUACCCCCUGGUCUGUCACUAAUUUCAGUAUAGAGUUCUGUUUGCGGUCGCCUGACUGCUGAUCCUCAUUGUCUUCUUCUUCACAAAACUUGGACAUCAGCAUUUAGAUUAGGAAAAGGAAAACGGUCACCCAUGUCUCUGCAACAUGUGAUGCCUCCUCUAACAGUCUUAGAAUAGCCAAGUCAUGUUCCCUUGCUGUGGACAGCGCUGUAAAAUGCCCCGGUUUUGGGAACUGGAGCAGAUAUAUCACUCGCUGCCAUUGUCAUUAGUGUGCCAUUAUAUUGAUUGAGUUGAAGAUGCUUGAAUUUUGUGCAGUUCA
Molecule: messenger RNA, 2650 nt
Organism: Brachypodium distachyon (stiff brome)
Lineage: Eukaryota; Viridiplantae; Streptophyta; Magnoliopsida; Poales; Poaceae
Product: CDPK-related kinase 5
Exons: 11
Coding region: 373-2178 (601 amino acids)
Biological process (GO): peptidyl-serine phosphorylation; intracellular signal transduction; protein autophosphorylation
Cellular component (GO): nucleus; cytoplasm
Molecular function (GO): ATP binding; calcium-dependent protein serine/threonine kinase activity; calcium/calmodulin-dependent protein kinase activity
Source: RefSeq, a predicted model, not a curated record